Diaporthe amygdali is the source of this 807-nucleotide messenger RNA. RefSeq names its product proline-specific permease. Lineage: Eukaryota; Fungi; Ascomycota; Sordariomycetes; Diaporthales; Diaporthaceae. The record is from RefSeq and is a predicted model, not a curated record. Bases 1 to 807 code for a protein of 268 amino acids. The transcript has a single exon.
AUGAAUGAGGACCCUAACACGACCAUUUAUGCGAGUAAUAUCGAGCAAUUCAGAGACAUUUUAUCCAACGCUCUCAUCGAGAAAAUACAGAAACCAGAAAGGGGACGCUCAGGAGCUAAGCACAGAAAAAGAGGAAAGCCUACCAGCGGCUCUCAUGCCGAGAGUACGAGCAACAACAGCCGAGAUACAGGCCCCGGAGCGAACGUAGAGGAGCUCUCAGAGUUUUCAGAGUACAUCGCCUCAAUUGCGUUUGAAAGCCUGCCCCCAGAACUGCAGACCAUCACUCAUCGCGUGUGGACCGAUAACCCCGGCCUCCAGGAAGAGUACACCCUACCGCUCACAAGCAACGACGUCGCGGAGAAGAUUACACCCACUCUCGAUCCGGAGGUAUCAGAAUCACUGACCACAUAUGGCAUCCUCACACCACCAAGCGAGGAUGUCACCACCUUCCUCGCACCUGUGCUCACCGCUUACUUGACCGCCGUGAUCACGCCGCCACCACCAGCCUCAACGACGAAGGGCAAAGUGACCGAGUGCGAGAUAUGCGACAGGGACUGGGUGCCUCUCACUUAUCACCACCUGAUUCCCCGGUUCGUGCACGCAAAAGCGCUCAAGAGAGGCUGGCACCGCGAAGAAGACCUGCAGAACGUGGCCUGGCUGUGUCGAGCAUGCCACUCAUUUGUGCAUCGGUUCGCAGGACACGAGGAGCUGGCCAGGGAUUAUUACACCGUGGAAAGGCUACUGGACCAGGAGGAGAUCCAGAAUUUUGCGCGCUGGGUAGGUCGAGUGCGGUGGAAGGCGAGGUGA